Fusarium mangiferae is the source of this 3354-nucleotide messenger RNA. RefSeq lists its product as uncharacterized. Bases 1 to 3354 code for a protein of 1117 amino acids. The record is from RefSeq and is a predicted model, not a curated record. The transcript has 2 exons. NCBI's taxonomy places the organism in Eukaryota, Fungi, Ascomycota, Sordariomycetes, Hypocreales, Nectriaceae.
AUGGGGGCUUCGGGGUCAUCAUCGCUGGCCCAGUCUAACCCAAAUGUUCUGCGUAGGAAGAAGUCAUCUUUAUCUGGCUCAUCUUGGAAAGACUCUUUUUCUUCGUCCCAGUAUAAGCGCCAAGGCUUACUCGGUCCUGUUCUCGGCUCUCAACUGGAUACCAGUAGCCCUUCCGAGGUUGCCGAGUCCUUUGGUCACGACACCACGCCAGCCUCAAUUGCUUCUCAGUCUCCUGGUCUUGUUAGAUCUUUUCGCACUCAGAACGAGAACCGACUGCGAAGCCCUAUCCUCAAUAGACCUCUUGUGACACGAAGAGCUGAUGGAAGCUUCCCCGACGAGUUUGAUGCCAUCACGAUUGAUUCUCAUGGCCUCGCAGCUGUUGAAGAGUCCCAGAAUUCAUCCUCAUCUACCUCUACCGCUCGAGAAGUCACCACCAAGAAAAAGACGAAGAACUUGCCUCCUCCUCCACCUAGUUCUCCACCACGGAAAUCGUCGCAGUACUUUCGUGAGGAGACUUCGUCGCCCAAGUCUGUGCGCAAGGUACCAAGACCUGUUUUGCGAUCACCUUCCCCUGAGACAAGUGCCCAAUCUUCCGCCCCCCCAAGAGCCGUACCGCCCUCACGACCAAGUAGAGUUGGCAUCCCCGACAUGGAAGAACAACUUUUCAACCCCAUGCCAGUUAUUCACAGCAAUCUUUCCACUCAGUCCCUCCCAACAACCGAAAGACGUGGAAGUGAAUCUGCGGCUACAGCAGCUUUGUCACCCCCAAAGCCACAGUACACUCAUGUAGGCCAAACAGCGUCAAUUUCACAGCUCCCCAUCAGAAGCGAAUUGUACGCUCAACCGGCAGCCGAGACAACGACCGAAUCGAAGAAGUAUGAAGGCCCCGAGCCACCUCGACUGACACGCAUACCGAGUCCUAAUGUUGUUACCUCCUUCCCGUUCUUUCGUCGUAACAAGCACGCCAACGGAACAAAAGCCAAGGGCGGUCGCCGUCUCCUCAAGAGCAACGAUUCUGAAGGCUCUACAAUAAAGUCGACUUUGGCUUUCCAGAGAUCUGUGCGUCCUCUCCGAUCUUCGCUACCUCAGCCCAGCAACACGUCAGGCUAUGCGUCGUCGCCUAUGACAAGCUUUGAUACUAGUGUCAUGUCUGUUGAGUCCCACUUCGAGCUGCAGCGGGAGAUUUCUCACGGGGCCAAGUCAUCUCACCCUGCACCCAAGAAUCUUAUCAAAAGACCUCGGUCACCUCGCAAGUGGAACUUGUUUGGAAGAUCAGUCCAGACGGAGCAACCUAAGCACAGCGAGAAGUUCUCGGCUACUGUUAAACCAGUGGAGAAGAAACCCCUUGCCUUCUACGCCAUGAUAUAUUCUUCAGAACAAGAGGAUAGGGAGCCCAUGGACAUUCAGGAUGCCUUGAGGUCUGUCGAGGUUGAUGGGAAGUCACCUGGUGUCGGCGGUACUCCUGAGCUUUGCCAAGGCACACCAGAGAUGCGAUCAUCAAUCGAACCUCCGGUGCGACCUGUACGUACAACUCAAGCCCCUGAGAAGGAGAGCAUUGAGAUAAAGACCAAACCUCAGUUGCCUGUACCACAGCAGACUUUGAUAUCCAAGCCUACUCUACAACCUCCUUUGAUAAACACGACUCAUGGUCGACAAAGCCGACUUCCACAAGUCGGGCGAAUCCCCAAGGUUGUGAGCAACCGUACUGAACGCGUGUCACCUAUGAGCUUAGCUAGCAUGCACUUGGCACCCGAGAACCUUGAGGUCUAUGAUCCUGAGUCAAUCGCCAAAGGGCCUUCACUUUCGAGACCCUCGACUCUUGUUCCUGAUCUCACUACCGAUGGUUCAAUAGCCGGAAGCACCGACAAUCUCUCAUCAAGACCCUCUUACCCUCCUGCUUUGAUCUGGGCUGAACAGGAGUUCUUGGCCUUUUCGCCUCGCAAGGACUCCGAGGGAACCAUUGGUACAUCUAGCUCAAGCUGUUCUGGCAUUCUUGCUUUCUCUGGGUCUACUGCCGUAAUCCCACAGCCUUAUGACCCCCCCGCAGAAGAUGAGGUGUGGGGUGAGUAUGAUGAUCUCCUUGGAGAAGAUGCUGGCAAAGCACCUCCCUCGGAGAAGCCCUUGGAGUCGCCGCCGGUUCUCUUCGAUAAGCAGGCAAACCGACAAUUCAAGGCAACAACCAUCUCCAGCACUUGCAGUGCUGACAUGACUGAACGCCUUCGGAUGGCUUUCCAACCUCACCCAAGCCCCGGCACUCCCCUCUCAGUCUCCAAGUUUGUUUCGGGAUACGAGGACCGCAACACCAACACCGAGGUUCCUGCGGCUGGUGAGGUAUCUCGACGAAGCAGUCGAUCUUCCUGUAAGACUAGACAAUCUGAUGCCAGCUCCUCUUCCGAGGAUGGGUCACCACUCGCACAAGUCAAUCUCAGAGUUGGUUCAAUGACGGUGAGCAAGUGGCUUACCUUCGGGCAUGUUCUCUUCAGUGACGUUCGCCAUCAACUGGUUCCUGUUGAGGGAUCACUGAAGAGGCACUCAAUCCUCGUAAUUGAUGGCCUUGGUAACGAUGACUGGUCAUUCUACGCUGCGGAAACAUACCCGGCUGCCACCUUCUUCAACCUGUCUCCUCGCGCUCCCCUUCCUGAAGAACUCAAGAGUUCACCUUCGAGUUUUCCUCUCAGCCCUCCAAACCACCACCAGAUUCAAUACGUCUCUCACCUCGACAAGUUUCCCUUCGCCCCUCAGAGCUUUACGGCUGUUAUCUAUCGCUUCCCUGUCGCCGCUCCUGUCGCAUACUACCGCAGCAUUCUCACCGAAGCUCGCCGUGUGUUGAAGCCAAGAGGCUUCAUCGAGCUCUCCAUUCUCGAUGUUGACCUAAACAACAUGGGCAACACGUCCCGACGUACAGUUCGCCGUCUCAAAGAGAGGAUCAACGAAAAGACGCCUGAUACUAGUCUCGGAUCAACCGCGGAUCUCAUUCUUCGUCUCCUUGGCAAGGUUGGUUUCACUACCAUCAAGGCAGCACGAUUGGGUGUGCCCGUGGUAAGUUCCGUCACUCGCUCAGACAGCAAGGCCGACAAGGGCAAAGCUAUUGCUGAGAAGAAGAAGGAUCCGCCAAGUCUAUCCGAGAUGAUGAGCGACAACAGUCCCUUGGCAGACGAGGGCAUCACCAAGAUGGUCAGUCGGGUUGGCCGAUGGUGGUACACACGGUGCUACGAAAACGCAGCUGGGAACCCCUCUGAGAAGAGCAUCUGGAGCGAUAAGUCUCUACUCUCUGAAGCUAAAGAGCUCCGUACAAGCCUGAAGCUCAUGGUCUGCUGCGCUCGAGCUCCUCUUGAGCGCAUCACCAGUGUCUAA